AUGGAGUUGGAGCUGUUGUGGUUGAUACUUUCAGUUCUGUUGGGUGGCUAUGUCUUUGUGUUUGGGUUUCUCAGGAGAUUCAAUGAGUGGUAUUAUGUUAGAAGGCUGGGGAAAACACGAUAUCCUCUCCCUCCUGGGGAUAUGGGAUGGCCUUACCUUGGGGGUCUUCCAACUUUCCUCAAAGCUUUCAAAUCUGAUGACCCUGAUUCCUACAUAUACAACCUUGUUUCCAAAUAUGGCCGGACAGGUAUCUACAAAACCUACAUGUUUGGGAAGCCAAGUGUGAUUGUUUGUACCCCAGAAACAUGCAGGAAAGUUUUGACAAAUGAUGACCAAUUCAAACUAGGUUAUCCUAAAGCAACAACAAUCCUUACAGGUAAAUCAUUCCAUGGCAUUACAAAUGCUGAGCACAAACGAUUGCGCCGGCUAACCACAGCUCCCAUCAAUGGCCAUGAGGCACUGUCUGGAUAUAUAGAUCUUAUAGAGGGCAUAGUGGUUAAUUCUUUGGAUGAGUGGGCUAGCAUGAAUCGGCCAGUCAAGCUCUUGGCAGAGUUGAGAGGGGUUGCCUUUAAAGUGAUUACAAACAUUUUCAUCAGUACAUAUAGUGAAUCAGUUAUAUCAUCAGUAGAGAACUUGUACACAGACUUAAAUGCAGGAAUAAAGUCUCAGGCCAUUAAUCUUCCGGGAUUUGUAUUCCGCAGAGCACUCAAGGCACGAAAGAAGUUGGUGAAGAUAUUCCAAUCUGUACUAGACAAAAAGAGGGUCACGAUGAAAGACAACACCAAUGAAACAGAUGCGAAAAAAGAUAUGAUGGAUUUACUUAUGGGAGUCAAAGACGAAGAUGGUAAACAAUUGGAGGAUUUGGAUAUUAUAGAUUUAUUAAUCGUGUUCAUGUUAGCUGGUCAUGAAAGCUCAGCUCAUGGUGCAUUAUGGUCAGUCAUUUAUCUAUCAGAAAAUCCAGAGGUCUUCAAAAUAGCAAAGGAAGAGCAAGAGGAGAUCAUGAAGAGAAGACCAUCUACACAAAAAGGGCUUAACCUUAAAGAGAUUAGACAAAUGGAAUAUCUUUCUAAGGUAAUUGAUGAGAUGCUGCGCAGAACUAGCAUCUCAUUUUCAGUUUUCAGAGAGGCGAAAGAGGAUGUUAAUAUCAAUGGUUAUCUAGUUCCAAAAGGAUGGAAAGUUUUAGUCUGGAAUAGGGGUGUUCAUAUGGAUCCUGAAACCUAUGCAAACCCAAAGGAAUUUGAUCCUUCAAGAUGGGAUAAUCAUAAACCCAGAGCUGGAAGUUUCCUUCCAUUUGGAGCAGGAAGUAGGAUAUGCCCUGGAAGUGAGCUGGCCAAGCUUGAGAUCGCCAUUUUCCUUCAUCAUUAUAUCCUUAACUACAAUGUGGAGCGACUUAAUCCAGGUUGCCCAGUGAAGUAUUUACCAGUAGCAAGGCCUACUGACCUGUGCCUUGCAAAAAUCAUCAAAGUCACAUAAUUAUUUACAUUAUUACCAAUAAAGUGCAUGUAUAGGGUGAGAUUUAAGU
Messenger RNA from Quercus lobata, 1522 nucleotides. Its product is annotated as beta-amyrin 11-oxidase-like. Gene Ontology annotation, molecular function: iron ion binding; heme binding; ent-kaurenoic acid monooxygenase activity. Gene Ontology annotation, biological process: brassinosteroid biosynthetic process; multicellular organism development; brassinosteroid homeostasis. The transcript has 8 exons. NCBI's taxonomy places the organism in Eukaryota, Viridiplantae, Streptophyta, Magnoliopsida, Fagales, Fagaceae. Bases 1 to 1473 code for a protein of 490 amino acids. Gene Ontology annotation, cellular component: endoplasmic reticulum. The record is from RefSeq and is a predicted model, not a curated record.